Molecule: messenger RNA, 579 nt
Organism: Candida dubliniensis CD36
Lineage: Eukaryota; Fungi; Ascomycota; Pichiomycetes; Serinales; Debaryomycetaceae
Product: mitochondrial 37S ribosomal protein bS21m
Exons: 1
Coding region: 1-579 (192 amino acids)
Biological process (GO): mitochondrial translational initiation; translation
Cellular component (GO): mitochondrial small ribosomal subunit; ribosome
Molecular function (GO): structural constituent of ribosome
Source: RefSeq, a predicted model, not a curated record
AUGAUGAAGAGUAUAUUGGGUAGUGGCUUGAUUAAUAAUAUAGUCAAGAGCUCAUUGAAUAAAGCAGUAUUAAGACCAUCGUUCACACCUAUUCGUUUCAACUCAAAUAAUGCAAACUUGGAUCAAUUAAAAAGUAUAUUCAAUCAACCAAGUGAAAAAUCGACCACCAAAGAUUCACAAAGCAAAUCAACUUUAAAUAUUGAUGAUUUAUUAAGCAAUUCAAUUCUUGAAACAAGAGAAAGACCGCAAUCAAAUUCAUUUGGCGUGUAUGAUAAGUUUGGAUUUGAACAAACAAGACAACCAACACCUCGUGAAGUCGCUAAGAAUAUCCGUGAAUUUGGUGUCAAUGCAGGUAGAACUGUUGAUGUUAACUAUAAUAACAUAUCAAGAUCACUUGCUCAAAUCAAAAGAGUUGUCAAUGAUAAUAAAAUAAGGUACUUGCAAAGAAUUCAAAGCAGAUUUAUCCGUCCUGCCAAAUACAGAAAACAAUUGAAGAGAGAAUGGUGGAGAAGAAGAUUUUCUCAAGGAUUUAAGGAAUUAUUGCAUGAAGUCAACGAUGCUAGAAGAAGAGGCUAUUAG